AUGGUCGCAGUCGCUUCUUCUUCUUCUUCUUCUCUGCCAAAGCCCCCAUCCGCCCUCCUCCUCUCCCCGCCCCCGUCCUGCGCCUGCUCCUCUCCUCCACACCCUCGAUCGCUCUCUGUCGUCUGGCUAUUACCAAUGGACGCCCUACGCAAAGCCGAAGCAGACGGCAUUAUCGACCUCACUAUCUUUGAGCAGAUUCUAGAGAUGGACGAUGACGAGGAUCACGAGUUCAGCAUAGAAAUCAUCAAUUCCUUCUACGACCAGGCCGAGACCACUUUUGGCGAUAUGGAUAAGGCAAUAGAAAAGAAAGACAUCGCAGAACUAUCCCAGCUCGGCCACUUCCUCAAAGGCUCUUCCGCUGCCGUCGGCGUCGUCCGCGUCAAAGACAUCUGCGAGAAAAUCCAGAACCUCGGCCACCAGCUCGACGAGUCGGGCAAGAAGCCAAUCGAAGUCGACACCGCUCUCGAAGCCAUCACAAAACUCCUGCCCGAGGUCAAAGAAGAGUAUCAAAAGUGCAAGAUUGUUCUCAAAGAGUUCUACAGCCAAUACGUCUGA
Myxozyma melibiosi is the source of this 555-nucleotide messenger RNA. Its product is annotated as histidine-phosphotransfer domain, HPT domain-containing protein. Gene Ontology annotation, cellular component: nucleus; cytoplasm. The coding region runs from base 1 to 555 and encodes 184 amino acids. Lineage: Eukaryota; Fungi; Ascomycota; Lipomycetes; Lipomycetales; Lipomycetaceae. Gene Ontology annotation, molecular function: histidine phosphotransfer kinase activity; protein histidine kinase binding. The record is from RefSeq and is a predicted model, not a curated record. Gene Ontology annotation, biological process: phosphorelay signal transduction system; phosphorylation. The transcript is spliced from 2 exons.